GCCCUCCCCGCUACACUGUGCCCCAGGAACCGCUCAGAUCACCGUGUCCCCGUCUCCCUCCUCACCGCCGUGCCUUUCAAAACCAGCUCCGAACCGGCUCCGAACCAGCACCCCAGCCUCCCUCCUCCGGCUCCCUCCGCGCCCGGGGACCGUUUACGCCGAGACUGUCCGUUACUCUCCGAACAUUCCCCCCCGCCCCGUGUGGACAGUUUGACCGGGGGAGCGCGGCUGAAGGCACCAGGAAGCUAAACCGUGCUAAAGCUGCUAUAGGUCCUUAUCUGCCCGGAGCGUCACAUCAGCGCGGAGCUCAACGGGGGGGGGAGAGUUUUUUCGGAGCCGCUCUUCCGCCGGCGUUGAACCGUCCAGGGCCCCGGGGGCACUGAGAUGACGCCGGGCCGGAGGAGAUAGCGGUUCUUUCUUUGGGGCUCUUCGGGGGCUCACAAACUCUCACAAACUCUCACAUCCUAAACAUCUGUUUCCUGUCACUUGGACCAAAAUGGCUGCGGAAGGGUCUGUCAACUUUCAGUGGCUCAACCGAACUUGUAAACUCGUGGUGUUACUGUGUCUCCUGCACAUAUCGGUGACUAUAUUUUUCUACGUCAGCUCUUUCGAUUUACGCUUCGCUUUUGUCCGAAACCAGCAACACAACCCGCGAUUUUUCACGACGAACAACAACAACAACAACCGCUCGAACCUCGUCCCCCCGGAGACCGCUAAGCCGGGCGCAGCGGAGCCAGGAAACCCGGGGACUGCACGGACCGACCCGGGCACGGAGACGCAGACGGCGGCGGCGGCGGCGGUGAAAGAGCCGAAGCAGAGCGCCCCGGAGCCGGUCAAGAAGCUGGACAAGUGUCCGGACACAUCGCCGCUGUUGGUGGGGCCGCUGAGGGUGGAGUUCAUGAAGCCCGGUCCGUCUCUGGAGCAGGUGAAGAAGGACAAUCCCAGGAUCACCAGCGGGGGGCGCUUCAAACCCCCCGACUGCGAGGCCCUGCAGAAGGUGGCCAUCAUCAUCCCCUUCAGGAACCGAGACGAGCACCUCAAGUACUGGCUCUACUACCUCCACCCCAUCCUCCAGAGGCAGCAGCUCGACUACGGCGUCUACGUCAUCAACCAGGACGGAGACGCCACCUUUAACCGCGCCAAGCUGCUCAACAUCGGCUACACGGAGGCCCUCAAGGAGUACGACUACGAGUGCUUCGUGUUCAGCGACGUGGAUCUGAUCCCCAUGGACGAUCGCAACACGUACAAGUGCUUCAACCAGCCGCGCCACCUCUCUGUGUCUAUGGACAAGUUUGGGUUCAGACUUCCGUACAACCAGUACUUCGGAGGCGUCUCGUCCAUGAGCAAAGAGCAAUAUCUGAAAAUCAACGGAUUCCCGAACAACUACUGGGGCUGGGGCGGAGAGGACGACGAUAUCUACAACAGAUUGGCGUCCAAAGGCAUGACCAUCUCCAGACCGAGCGGUGAAAUCGGGAAGUGCAGAAUGAUCAGACACGAGAGGGACCAGAAGAACGACCCAAACCCACAGAGGUUUGACAGAAUCUCCCACACCAGGGAGACGAUGCACAAAGACGGCAUAAACUCCUUGACGUACCGCGUGAUGAAGACGGAGCGCUUCGAUUUGUUCACGCGGAUCACAGUGGACGUGGGCACCCCUCCGUGACCCCCCCGCCGCGACCCCUCCCUGACCCCGCUGGAACCCUCGGGACUUGAAUCGGGCUGGACUCAAAACUUGUUUAAUCCAUGUCUUUUUGCACUUUUUUAUUGUUGUGUGUUUUUCGAUGCUCUUUAAGGGUCACAUGGUCUCAGUGUCCAAGCACAAAGGAUUCUGGGGUAAAUUCGGCUUUGGGACGAAAAAAACGUAGACUGUAUAAAGAAAUGGCGUUCGGCUCCAGUCAAAUGAAGCUCAUCGAGAUUAGCAGUCAUAGCGGCGAAUUUAGAGUUCCGAAUCCCAUUAUUUGGAAUUCCGACUGCGAGUAUCAUAGGAACCAAAGAGCCAAUCAGGAGUGAGAUUAUUGAAGGUAACGCCCGUUCCUUCCCGCGCCGCUGAUUUAGCCUGGGGGCGGGCUCUCAUCAACGCCGUCAAUCAAACUGUUAAGCUGGAGCGACCUCAGGGAACGAAGGCGCCUGAUUUGUCCGUUCUUACUCUUCGUAUUUAGAGGUGCGCAAAAAUAUCAAAAUAUCUAUGUAUCGUAUCGUUUAAUGUGAUGAUACAGUAUUGAUAUUACGGGCUGCUGUAUCGAUAUAUUGCCAAGAGUAAUUUUUGGUGUAUUUUACUAAAUUAUUUUGUUACAGCGCGACCAUUUUGUUGCGCGUUUAGGGGAAGGAAACUUUUUUAUGCGACACAUUUGACAUUUUCACAGUUUUGAAGAUUAAAAUUGGGUGUUUCAUAUGAACUUUGCACAAGAAAUUGUUUAAUAAAGACUUUUAUUAUCACAGCCAUGAAUUAGGCUUUAUUUUUUAAUUAUUAAUUUGAAAUAUAUCGUAUUGAAUCGUAUCGAAUCGAAAGCUCACCGUAUCGAGGUAUGUAUCAUAUCGCCAACUUCUUAAUGAUCACCAGCCCUGUCCGUAUCUUUAUUUACGGACAAAAUAGCAAAAUAAGAACACCAGAAUCGCGUAGAGCGGGUUAAUACGAACGUUUUAAGACCAAAACGGCGAGUCUGACAGCAGCAGUUACAGAGAGAGGGGCGACGGCUUUUCAAUAGAAAGUGAAUCGGAGCCAGAGUCGAUGGAACGCGGCUAUGUCCAUUUGUAUAUACAGUCUAUGGGAGAAACACGGCUGUAGAGUCCAGUGGGGCAGAUGGCGCAGGUCAAACUCGGAGUCGUACUGAGGCAGGGCUGCACAGUUUGGGACCAGGGACAGACAAAAUUAUCUCAUUACAAAACUAUAUGCAGUAUUGUAAAUGUCAUUUUAAAUCCCAGUCGGGUGUUUUGUAGUUUCUUGUGAAAGGCACAUUGUUUUUUUUCCAUUAUGCUGUGUUGUUUGUGCAGCCCUCCCCAGUUUACAUUUAGUUUGGAAAAGGUUAAAGGACCCAUGUUACACUAUUUUCUGAUCUAUGUUAUAAUGUUGUUUCCUCAUCGUGCACGUGGAGUGACUGAAACAAAAUACAACUCCAGGUUUGUUUUUGAGGAGGUAACGGUCUUAUAACGUGACUUAAAACUCACAAGAAUCAGUUUUGUGUAAUAUAGGACCUUUUAAAGAUUGUACAAACUCCUGGCCAGUCACAUUAGAGUGUUUGUCACCACUCGAUUUCUACACCGGAGCAGUCUGGGACCUCUCACUGCAACCAUCAGGCAUAGGAAUAAUUAAAUCUGAUGAAAUGCAGUUGAGAGAAAAAAAGACAUCUUCCAGAGCCAUGUUUGCAGUCUUCUAGAGUGCUGGCAGCCAUGUUUGUAGUCUUCUAGAGUGCUGGCAGCCAUGUUUGUAGUCUUCCAGAGCGCUGGUAGCCAUGUUUGUAGUCUCCUAGAGCUCUGGCAGCCAUGUUUGUAGUCUUCUAGAGUGCUGGCAGCCAUGUUUGUAGUCUCCUAGAGCUCUGGCAGACAUGUUUGUAGUCUACUACAGACUACAAACAUGGUUAUCAGAGCUUGCAUCCAUGGUUGUAGUCUCCUAACACUCUGGGAGACAUGUUUGUAGUCUCAUAGAGCUCUGGCAGUCACGUUUAUAAUCUUUUUGAGCUCUGGUAGCCAUGUUUGUAGUCUUCUAGAGUGCUGGCAGCCAUGUUUGUAGUCUCCUAGAGCUCUGGCAGACAUGUUUGUAGUCUACUACAGACUACAAACAUGGUUGUCAGAGCUUGCAUCCAUGGUUGUAGUCUCCUAACACUCUGGGAGACAUGUUUGUAGUCUCAUAGAGCUCUGGCAGUCACGUUUAUAAUUUCUUUGAGCUCUGGUAGCCAUGUUUGUAGUCUCCCAGCACUCUGGCAGCCAUGUUUGUAGUCCCACAAGACCGACCCAGGAGCAGAAUGUCAUUUUAUGUAAAUCCCAGUUUGUGAUUGAACCAAAGAAAUGAAAGAAUCACUUGUGAUUUUAGUGUAAAUGUUGGAAUGCUAAACGACAAUCAGGAAAAAACUGUGAGAAGUGUUUUUAUCUGUGCCUUCUUUUGUGAUGAACAUAAACUUGAGAAACUUGAA
Boleophthalmus pectinirostris (great blue-spotted mudskipper) is the source of this 4127-nucleotide messenger RNA. RefSeq names its product DP-Gal:betaGlcNAc beta 1,4- galactosyltransferase, polypeptide 1, like (gene b4galt1l). Gene Ontology annotation, biological process: carbohydrate metabolic process; protein N-linked glycosylation. Bases 497 to 1663 code for a protein of 388 amino acids. The record is from RefSeq and is a predicted model, not a curated record. Gene Ontology annotation, molecular function: beta-N-acetylglucosaminylglycopeptide beta-1,4-galactosyltransferase activity; cytoskeletal protein binding. The transcript is spliced from 6 exons. NCBI's taxonomy places the organism in Eukaryota, Metazoa, Chordata, Actinopteri, Gobiiformes, Gobiidae.